This is a messenger RNA of Hevea brasiliensis (rubber tree), 1215 nucleotides long. RefSeq lists its product as uncharacterized. The record is from RefSeq and is a predicted model, not a curated record. The transcript has 3 exons. Bases 93 to 977 code for a protein of 294 amino acids. Gene Ontology annotation, molecular function: mRNA binding; metal ion binding. Lineage: Eukaryota; Viridiplantae; Streptophyta; Magnoliopsida; Malpighiales; Euphorbiaceae.
AUCCAUUCCCAUGGCUCGCUCUAUUCUUCAUUCUCGUACAUAAUAUUGACGAGAAAACGAUCAAAAGCAAAUGUAAACAAUCUCCAAAUCGCAUGGAUGCCCUACACAGUUCCAAAAAAAUCUCCAAACUCAACACCAUAAACGGCAGCGUUUCCCCUAUCAACACACGCUUUAACGCCGACUCCACGCUCAUCAGAUACCUUCGCGGUGGAUCUCCGAUCACAUCCUCUCCUUGUAAUGCUAAAAACGACGCCUUCUCCUCUCAGGAGUUCAGCUCCAGCAGAAGCAGCUUUGGAAGGUCCUUGUCGCCGCUGUCAUCGAUCGAAAAUGUGAUGUCAACGCCGGUGUAUGGGACGCCUGUCAAGGUUGUGGAUCAUGAUGUGCUGGUGAUGGAUGGGAUUUUAGUGGAGUCUGUUUCUGGAGGUAGGGUUUCUAGGUCUCUGGCGUCUGAUUCCGGUGAUUCGUCAUCCAAUUCUUCGUCUUCUUCGCCAGGAAUUAGCGUGUAUAAGACGGAGCUAUGUCGGUCUUGGGAGGAAUUUGGACAGUGCCGGUAUGGCUCCAAAUGCCAGUUUGCGCAUGGAAAAGAAGAGCUUCGACCGACUUGUUUCCCCAUGAAGAGCAAAGCUGAAACGCAUGCUUUCAAGUCGCACACCGCUGCUUCAUAUUCUUUUGGCCAGAAGUCGCGUUUCCUCAUGGCUGAAGGAGCGGUUGCAGCAAGCCAUUCCAAACCUGAAUACAGGAACAGAAGCCCUAACAUCGCCAGCUCAAGCAUCACGCUGGCGCAACGCAUCAAACCAGAAAUCCACAACAAAAAACCUCAAGACUGGUCGCCCUUGGAUGAUGGCAUUAAAGUUGCCUUGCCAGGUGACGUUGACUAUUCAUUAUCAAGAAAAGAUGUUGAUGCCUAUAUCCAUAGAAUUCUUCAUGGCCCAAGAACAGGAAAGAGGUUGCCUGUGUUCACUGAAUUUUGCCUAUAGUAGUUAUUACUUACAAGAGUUUCUCUGGUUGCUUAUAGCCAUGCUUAGUUAGGUUUAGCUGUAAUCUUUUUUCCCCUUUCAACUCAUCAGAGCAAGUAUUGAUUUUAGUUUGAGCAUAAGCUUUGUUGGGAAUAUAGCUGCAUGAAGCUUUACAUUCAACUUUACUGAUAUUGCAAUUACUACUGUACCAAACACAAGAAAUAUUAAUAGAUCUUGAAGAUAGAACAACGAACAGAAA